Molecule: messenger RNA, 690 nt
Organism: Monopterus albus (swamp eel)
Lineage: Eukaryota; Metazoa; Chordata; Actinopteri; Synbranchiformes; Synbranchidae
Product: ciliogenesis-associated TTC17-interacting protein-like
Exons: 7
Coding region: 1-690 (229 amino acids)
Biological process (GO): actin filament polymerization; cilium organization
Source: RefSeq, a predicted model, not a curated record
AUGGAGCAGUGCAAACAGAACUGUCUUCCAUCUCAUGGCCGCCUCAUACAGUACCGACCCCAAGAGCCUGCAGAGCUGCAGAAGUGUGUGUUUCCAGACUCUCUGGUGACUGUAUCAGAGGGCGGCAGAGACCUGGGGAAGUUCACUGUGACAGUGGAGUUUGCCUGUAGAGUCCAGCGUCCCUGUCUGCUGCUACGUGCUCAGAGCCAAGGAGCCAUUGAUGAUGCCCCUUGUGGAACAAUUGUCACAGUUUACCUGUCUACUGACCUGGAGGUGCUGGAAGAAGAUUACCAUGAGUAUGUGAAGCUUGAAGACCACAGUUUGGACAAGAGGUGUCACAUGGUGCAGCAUGACGGGCAGAUGGUGAUCAAUAAGGUUACUACUAUAGGAGAGGAGGUGAUGAAGGAGAGUGUUUCUUAUCCUAUGUCUGCUUUAAGAGGGCUAGUAACAGAGGGUUCCAACUUGCUGUUGAUGCGUCUGAUCGCUCUGAGGAAGAUGGUGCCAGAACACAUGACCUUCAUCUCUUUCGACCAGGGGUUAUACAUCACCCACACCAUCUUUAGUGAGCUGGGUCUGAAGCAGCUGGAGGUUGACGGUGAGGCUGUGGAGGUAUUUGGGGUGGAGAGGACUGUUCACUCUGUGGAGGACAGCCCCACCACCUGGCAGUGCUACUUCUUGGAUGAUGGGUAA